This is a messenger RNA of Cladocopium goreaui, 645 nucleotides long. The record is from the annotation of a GenBank genome assembly. NCBI's taxonomy places the organism in Eukaryota, Dinophyceae, Suessiales, Symbiodiniaceae.
AUGACUUUUGACGACAAUCAUCUUCGUGUGUUACUGCAUGGCACGACGCUCUUGGUCAUUCUUCGCUUGUUGGCUAUCAAAGAGCCACCGCUGUUGAGUUCCUGGCACGAUGUACUGUGUGGUGCUCUGGCUGGUGAUGCAGCUCAUGAAAUGAUUGCUCAGGUGAUGCUGACGCACGAUGCAUUUCUAUUUCAGAGUUUGUUUCGAGCACACCGAGUCCUGUGUGAUAUGUGGGAUCGAUGGUUUGCCAAAGCACGUGUUAUGCCCCCAGUCGUCAUCGCAACUUUGGAACGCUUUCGACAACGUGAAAGUCCGCAGCAAGACGUCGGAUUGCCUCAGGAAGUUUAUCAUGCACUUGAUAUGGUGUCUGCUGCACAGCGAAGCCCGGCUCUUCAGACCAAUGUCCAAGAGUGUUCCUUAGUAGAUCUGGAACGAUUUCAACCCAGUCUUUGGAGAAUGGCUGCGGCGGGACAGGCCUCCGAGUGGAAACCGCCGGGGAGUCAUUCCAGAUCUCUCUGGGGUGCUGGUGUGCUGCGUCCGCAGGCUGGCGUUGAAAUUGAUAUGCCGCUCCCGGACAUUGGCCAGACUGAAUUUGACAUGGUCUUGAUGUUUUGGAACAUGUGGCAACAUGUUUCUCGUUUAUAG